Coregonus clupeaformis (lake whitefish) is the source of this 2683-nucleotide messenger RNA. RefSeq names its product intestinal mucin-like protein. The record is from RefSeq and is a predicted model, not a curated record. Gene Ontology annotation, molecular function: protein binding. Lineage: Eukaryota; Metazoa; Chordata; Actinopteri; Salmoniformes; Salmonidae. The coding region runs from base 1 to 2553 and encodes 850 amino acids. The transcript has 19 exons. Gene Ontology annotation, cellular component: extracellular matrix.
AUGUGGACCCACAACUUAUAUGCCAACCACAACAACAACAACAACAACAACAACAGUUCAUUACACGACUACUCCAACACCCACUACUACAAUCUCAACAUCGACAGCUCCAUCUUCAACAAAAACAACAACUCGGCCUUCCACCCCUACUACAACUCCAACAACUACUCCUACAUCAACCUCAACAGGAGAAUCAACUACCCAGUGCAGUGCUCCAUCUUCAACAAAAACAACAACUCUGCCUUCCACCCCUACUACAACUCCAACCACUACUCCUACAUCAACCUCAACAGGAGAAUCAACUACCCAAACGGUGAAAGCUGGAUACAUAACCAGUGCAUCAAUGGAACAUGCGCCAACGGGACCGUUAGUUAUGAGUAUGUACAUUGUGAGACUCCGAAGCCUAUAGCAUGUGAAAAUAACUAUCCUCCAAUCCAAGUGUAUGACGAAUCUGGAUGCUGUUUCCACUAUGAGUGUCAAUGUAUUUGCUAUGGUUGGGGAGACCCUCACUAUGUCACCUUUGAUGGAACAUACUAUGGCUUCCAAGGAAAUUGUUCUUACGUCUUGGUCAAAGAAAUCCUGCCAAAGUACAACUUCAGUGUUGUAAUCGACAAUUACUAUUGUGAUGCCCCAGAUGGACUUUCCUGUCCUCAGUCUCUGACAAUUUAUUAUCAAUCUUACGAGAUAUUCAUGACCAAGAAGGACGUUGAUGGAGUUUUCACAAGUCUGAUUGAUGUAAACCAGCAACGCAUCAUCCCAGCAUAUGAGACCAAGGACUUCCGCAUCACAGACAACGGAAUUGAGACCCUUUUAGUCAUACCAGCAAUUAAUGCCAAGGUGUCUUUCACUGGUCUUAUGUUUAGCAUAUACCUGCCCUGGGCCAAGUUCAGUGGCAACACUGAGGGACAGUGUGGGACAUGUGACAACAACCGGACAGAUGACUGUCGCUUGCCAAAUGGGACUAUCGAUUCAUCUUGUCCUGACAUGGCACACCAAUGGCAUGUUGCUGACCACAAUAACAGUCAGUGCACGCCACCACCACCAGAGCCGACACCAACACAACCACCAGGCUGCGAUCCACCCAUUUGUCAUCUCAUUCAAAGCGAGGUCUUUGAGAGUUGCCAUAAGGUAAUCCCCUACGAACCAUUCCUUGUGGCAUGCAUCUUUGAUGUGUGUCAUAUGAGUGAGGUCAAAAUUGGCUGCACCAGCAUGCAGACCUAUGCUGAUGCAUGUGCACAAGCAGGAGUCUGUAUUGAGUGGAGAAAUUAUACAAAUGGACAAUGUGACUUCACAUGCGAGAAACCCAAGGUUUAUAAUGCCUGCGGCCCACAAGUUGAACCAACCUGUAAUGCCAGGUACAAUUUCAAAUUCAUCCAGACUCAAAAUGAGUUCAGUGUCAUGGGAGAUAUACAAAUGGAGGGAUGUUAUUGCCCCAAUGGUACCAUUCUGAUGAGUUCCACUUCAAACUACUGUAUCCCCAGCUGUGAUAUUUGCCCAUUGCCAAAUGGAGAAUGGAAAGAGGCAAAUGAGACCUGGGUGAGCAACUGCCAGGAUUGUGUUUGUGAACCGUACAGUCUGGGAAUCCAAUGCCAGCCUGUGGCAUGCCAACAUCAGCCUCCUCUCACCUGUGAUCAGGAGGGCCAAGUUAAGGUCGUAGAAACUGUUGACUGUUGUCAAAAGGACAAAUGCGAGUGUGAUGUCAAACGAUGCUCUACUUCCAAGAUAACUUGUCCAGUCGGAUUCGAGACAGAGGCAACUAUGGGAGUCUGUUGCCCAACUUAUCAAUGCUUGCCAAUGGAUGUCUGUGUAUUUAACAACACUGAAUAUCAGCCUGGUGCCAAUGUUCCUGAGGACAAGUGUAAGAAUUGUGUGUGUGGUGACAGGGUGGAUCCCCAAACCCAUCUACAUAUCAUUGAGUGUCAACCUACUGAAUGUGACACUCACUGCCAGCAGGGCUAUGAUCAUCAAGCCGUUCCUGGACAGUGUUGUGGAAAGUGUGUACAGACAAGCUGUGUGGUUAUGCUGCCAGAUAACACCACACACACUAUUCAGCCUGGUUCCGUCUGGAUACCAUCUGGAGACAAGUGUCUCAAGUUUGAGUGCGUAAAGAUUAUGGACCAACUCAUCACAAUGGAGGCUAAAACUGUGUGCCCUGACUUCUACCCAGAAGACUGCAUACCCGGAACUGAAGUCAUUGCUCCAGAUGGUUGCUGCCAUGUCUGUAUUCCAAUAAAUAAGCCAUGCAACGUGACAAAGGGCAAAGUGUAUCUGGACAGCAAUGGCUGCAAGUCUGCAAACGAGGUGGAAGUGACAACAUGUGGUGGAUCAUGUAGCACCUAUGCCAUGUAUUCUCUUGAGGCCAACAUGAUGGAGCGCUCUUGUACCUGCUGUCGGGAAGUAUCCACCACCAAGAAGGAAGUGGAGAUGAUCUGCCCAGACGGGUCAAAGUACAACCACUCCUACAUCCACAUCAAUAAAUGUGGCUGCCAGAGGACAGAGUGCGUGACCCCGGAGGAGACCCAGGUCACAAGGUCACGACGCAGGAGAAGAUGAAUGACUCGCCACUACCAUCCCUUUACUGCUUAGAUUAGUUCUCUAUUUAUGUUCAACUUGUUCACUUUCCUGCAAAGUACUCUGCUAAAAGUAGGAGAAAUAGUUUUAGCUUUUUUGUCUAAUUUUGUUU